Caenorhabditis auriculariae is the source of this 1859-nucleotide messenger RNA. The record is from the annotation of a GenBank genome assembly. Lineage: Eukaryota; Metazoa; Nematoda; Chromadorea; Rhabditida; Rhabditidae.
AUGUAUGGAGUGUUGGUGAUUGGCGCUCCGGGCGCUGGAAAAUCGACGUUUUGUGCUGGUUUGACGGAUAUUUUCACGCAGUUGAAUCGACCAUUCAUAACUGUCAAUUUGGAUCCAGCCAAUGAUAAUGUACAGUAUGAAGCAACUUAUUCGAUAAAGGUUGGUGACAAAAUAGGCUUUUAUUUCUUCUUUCAGUUUGAAGAAGUUUUCUUCUAAUAAAUAGUUUCAAAAUUGAUAGCUUUUUCUGGUUUUUUGAAAUUCAUUUUUAACCUUAGUUUUCAGGAGUUGAUAACCGUUGGAGAGGUGAUGGACCGACUUGGACUUGGGCCUAACGGCGCAUUAAAAUACUGUAUCGAAACCUUGUGUCAAAAUAAGGAUUGGCUACUGCAGAAAAUCACGGAAAACACGAAGAAAUACGUGAUUAUUGACUGUCCUGGCCAGUUGGAGCUGUACAAGAGCGAGGGUGAACUGUGGAAGGUUGGUAGAAAAUGUGAACCGGCUUUUUUCAAUGAUUUUUUAUUUCAGGUGAUCAGACAUCUCGAAAAAGCGGGCGUUCGCCUGUGCGCAGUUCAUUUGGCCGACUCUUUGUACUGCUCCGACGCCGCCAAGUUCAUCUCCGUCGCCUUGUCGACCUUGGGUCAGUCGUUGAUCAUUUAAUGUCCUUCGUCACGUCUUGGAAAGCCGUGGUCGCACUUGGAAUGGAUCAAAUUAAAAGGAGCAUUUUUGGAAUACUGCCCCCAGGAAUAGGCGAUAUAUUUUAGUUAAGAGUUGCACGAUAAAUUAAUUCUAGUUUGGAAAAUAUCCUUUUUUCAGCAACGAUGGUGACGAUGGAGAUGCCGCAAGUGAACGUCCUGUCCAAGGCGGAUUUGUUCAGUUCCGAUGGAACUUACGAUUUGGAUUAUUUCACCGAGUUGCCUGAUGUCAAUCGCCUCACGGAUUUGCUCAAUGUGAGGAAGUUUUUCGAAAAACUUAGGAAUUUUAGAGUGACCCCUAUAGGGGUAACAUCAAGGUGGUCUCUAUAGGGAUUCAGAUUUUGACCCCUUAACUUCUAAAGCUCAAGUGGUCCCUAUAGGGGUUGUUCAAUUUUAUCCAAAAAGGUUAUUUUUUUUUAGUUUUUUGCAUGGAAAUGCUUCUUCUCAUAGAGUUCAUACAACUUUUGACUAGUAUGUCCUCUAUAAGGACCACUUUUGCAAGCUGAAGGGGCCCCUAUAGGGGUUGGUAAAGUGGUCCCUAGAGGGAUCGUCCAAAGGUCCUUAAGAAUGCCCCUAAAAGGACCACUUUUGGGCUCCUAAGCAGGUCUUUCAUACCGCAGGAAGAAGUAUCUGAAAAAAACUUUUAUUGCCAUUUUUGAUGUGAUUUUUGUUGAAUAUAUGUAUAAUGAAGUAUUUUAUAAAUUUUUCAUUAUACAGUAUAAUUAAUUUCAGAACGUCCCUGGCCUGGAAAAAUAUUCCAAGCUGAAUUCUUCCAUUUGUCAGGUUGGUUUCCGCUUUUUAAACUUAAAUUUUGACGAGCGAGUUACUGUUCGUACUUUACAGAUUUUUCAAUCUCAACUAGCUACUUUUAUAUAAAAAAAUUCAAUUUUUUUGCAUGGAAAAAAAUGAGAUUUUUUUAAACAAGUAAAUUGUUCUUCAAUCAAUAGGUAGGAAAAAAACGGCUAGAAGGCAUUCAAAAAGACUUCCGAUCGAUUUAUCAAAAAUUUUUAGGUGAUUUCCGACUAUGACUUGGUAAACUUUGUUCCGUUGGCCGUCGAAAGCAAGGAAUCCAUGGCCAGGAUAAUUCGCCUCGUCGACACGGCCAAUGGUUUUGCUUUCACUGAAAACGGCGAUUUGCGAGAUUUAAUCGCCAGUUCAAAAAAUUGA